AUGAGAGGAGAGGCCCUUGGCCCUGUGAAGGCUAAGUGUCCCAUUAUAGGGGAAGUCCAGGAAAUACUCAAGUUGGGCGCAAAGAUCCCGCUGAUAGUCUGCGGGGACUUCAACGCAGAGCCAACCGAAGAGGUCGACAAACACUUUGCUUCCUCCAGCCUCAACCUCAACAGCGCCUACAAGCUCCUGAGCCCCGACGGACAGUCAGAGCCUCCCUACACAACCUGGAAGAUCCGGACCUCAGGGGAGUGUCGCCACACCCUGGACUACAUCUGGUACUCCAGACAUGCUCUGAGUGUCACAUCUGCUCUGGACCUGCUCACCGAAGAACAGAUUGGGCCUAACCGGCUCCCAUCCUUCCAUUACCCUUCAGACCACCUGUCACUAGUGUGUGACUUCAGCUUUAACGAGGAGCCUGAUGAACUUUUAUAAACCCUCUCAUCUUAGCCACAAGAGUCUUAACCAGGGAUGUUUUGGGAAACUGAACUAGGAUAGGAAAUUGCCUGGAAAAGGACACCCAGUUUCUGCCACUUAACUCUCCAUUUCCACCAUGCCCAUGGGAAAAAUAUCGUUCACAAACCUUUCCAGUUAAAACCUGCAUUGAGAAGGUGUUUGCACUCCAGUUCAAGUGUGUGCUGUCAUCCGUGUACCGUCCUCUCCCGGUUAGGGGCAUUAGUAGCAUAGGCUUUCUUGUGUUUUAGUUGAGGGUAUUAUAAAACCCAGUUUGUGAGCCCUUCAGAAUUCAAAGUAAGACAUAGGAAGUUUUCUAGAUAUUAUUUCAAGUUAUUUAUUUGUGGGAUUUUUAAAUGUCAGUGGGAAAUGCAUGGUAAUAUUUAUUUUUUUAUAUCUUCAUGUAAAAUUACAUGGAUUAUAUAGCAUUGUGGACAUUUUAGAACCAUGCAGGUACAGACUUUAUUCCUUAAAACUUAAAAAGGAUUUUAUUUGCUGAUCUGACAGAAUGUACACUAAGGAACUAUUUACCCCUGGGGGAUUUGUGGCUUCAUAUGAAUGUUCUUCACAAAGAAUCCGUUUGCUAUGCCUCCAA
This is a messenger RNA of Rattus rattus (black rat), 1045 nucleotides long. RefSeq names its product nocturnin-like. Gene Ontology annotation, molecular function: 3'-5'-RNA exonuclease activity. Lineage: Eukaryota; Metazoa; Chordata; Mammalia; Rodentia; Muridae. The record is from RefSeq and is a predicted model, not a curated record. The coding region runs from base 1 to 432 and encodes 143 amino acids. The transcript has 2 exons.